Messenger RNA from Ilyonectria robusta, 2214 nucleotides. RefSeq lists its product as uncharacterized. Gene Ontology annotation, cellular component: nucleus. The coding region runs from base 1 to 2214 and encodes 737 amino acids. Lineage: Eukaryota; Fungi; Ascomycota; Sordariomycetes; Hypocreales; Nectriaceae. Gene Ontology annotation, biological process: regulation of DNA-templated transcription; DNA-templated transcription. The transcript has 5 exons. The record is from RefSeq and is a predicted model, not a curated record. Gene Ontology annotation, molecular function: zinc ion binding; DNA-binding transcription factor activity, RNA polymerase II-specific; DNA binding.
AUGGUCACCGAACGUCAGCUUGGCGACGGCCAAGACGUUCGUGCUCAGCCCCCAAGAAAGAGGCGGCGGAUCGUGAUAUCUUGCACAGAGUGUCAUCGGCGGAAACAAAAGUGUGAUCGCGAGCUGCCAUGUCAGAACUGCAGGUCAAGGAACAAGGCAUGCACCUACGAGACCUCCGCUCCAACAGCUCGGGAGCAUCAACAACCUCAGGAGCAGCAGGUCAGGAAUCAUCCGGUAACAUCCUCAGAGGGUUCUCCUGGCGGCGAAAGUCACGAGCCUUUUUCGACCAGGGCUGCAGAUUGGGGCUACGGCCAAAAUGACGUCUCGACUAUGGGCUUCCUUAAGCAGAUUGAGACGGCUAACGGGGAUAUUCUCUCCUCCGCCAGUGCUAAACCCUCUACUCACAACUCACUUGGCGAUGAUUUCACGCUGAGGGAAAAGUACAAGAGCCUCAUUCGUCAACUGCCAGCUAAGAUCUACAUCGACAAACUCGUCGAGAUUUAUAUGCGCGGCCUCAACUGGCAGUACUCCUCCAUUGACCCCGACGUUUUCCGCCAGCAACUCGAUAAGUGGACCAAUCUCCCAUUUGCAGUUUUGUCGACCACUGGACCGCGAGGACUUUCGCCGGACCUCAGGGUGUUUCCCGCGGUGCUAUUCCAGAUGAUCGCUUCGGCGCUGCUGCUACUACCAGAGCGGCCGGACCCGGUAUUUGAUUCACUCAAGUACAUGGGAAGCAUGAAGUUUGAGGACUUGGCGGCCGAGUACAGUGACACGGGGGCGGCCAUCGUCGACCUCCUCGGAAAGAAACAUAUGUCACUGGAAACCGUCCAGGCGCAGUUCUUGAGGGCAACGUUCUUCAAGUAUACAGCUAGAGUUACCGAGGCGUGGCAUACAAUUUCUGUGGCGAUACGUGACGCCCAAGACUUAGGAAUGCACCGGGAUAACUUCGACCCCGAACCCAAAGACUCAAGUGUGGAGAGCAUCCUUGAGAAUCAGUGGUUGAUUCAACGGCGGAGGAAGAUGUACACUCUCCUUGCCAUCUGGGACAUCAAUUGUGCUCUUAUCCUUGGACGCCCAGGAACUGUGGAUUGGAAUCAAGUACUACCUACGCCCCCUAUCGACGCACCAAUACCAACGUGUCGCUCCAAGACGCCGGUGGUUCCUCGUGGUGAGACAGAACGGCCGACACCAAUUACGCGGAUCCUCUGGAAUGUCCAGCUCUCCAAGCCUUUACAGGCCAUCCGGAACCUAGAAAAUGAUAUACCUGGGCCUAAGGACUUCGACAAAGUCGAUAAGCUUCAUCAGAGUAUUCUAGACCUCCACGACAAGAUCCCCUCUGCGUUCCGACUGGAUGAACCUGACACACAAUGGGACGACGAGCCAGACAUGCAUUGGCUCCAGGCGUCUAGAUUUUACUUUGCUCAGUUGCACCAGUUCGGACUGAUGGCGCUACAUCGGUCAUAUGUCUUUCACCGGAAGGGGAGCCGGGCGGAGGCGAUUCAGGCCAGUCUGCGAAUGCUCGAGAUCCAGAAGAUGACGUAUCAAGGCCUGCCUCCCGAUACAUGGAGAAAUUACUUGCUCUUCUUUGGGAGUUUUGAUGCCAUCGUGUUGAUUGCGUCAAUCUACAUAUUAUUUCCGCACGAGCACCCCGAGCUUACGGGGAGCGUUUUACAGCAUUUCCAGUGGACGAUUGAGCGGUUUUCGGCAAUGCAGGAGCGUAAUCCUUUAGCAAGGGCUGCGCAAGGAGUGCUCAGAGCCAUAGUGGCGCGGUUCAAAACGGCCAUUUCUAAUCCCGCAGACAGCGGAAGCUCCCACACGCCCUCGACUGGCAUGAAGCCCGGUACCGACAGCAGCGUAUCAAUCACUACGGAUUCUACGCCGGAAACCUUUUCGUUGGAAUCGAGAGGCACGUUUGGGUACGCCCAGGCUCCGUCGUCAAACAUGGCAGCGGGGAUGAUGCCGUCGGCAGACAAUCUGGCGAUGCUGGCACCAAUGUUUCCCACGGGAGACCUCAUCUACAAUGAUCUAAACGCAGUACAAGACGACAUGGCUCCGCCACCAGCAAUGGGAGGGGAGAUGGAGGGCGCAGUCGGGACGGGGACAGACAAUGAUUUCGGGUGGCUCUUCGGAGGGGACUUGGAUGACACUGUGUGGCAGAUGUUGAACCAGUACCAACAAGCGGGGGACAUGGAUGGGCGAGUGGGAGUACUCUGA